AUGCGUAAUCAAAUCAUUGCUGUUCUUAUGGUUUUUAUCUUUUGUGUUAUUGUUUUGGUUUCGGCCAAGCCAACUGGAUCUGUUGAAAAGCAACAUCGUACUAUAUCAUUUUCAAAUUGGCCUCAAAUAUCAAAUCCAUUUUGUAUUCCAGUACUUUGCACUUUUCCUUGUCGAUGCGGUAGUCAACUUGAUAUGGAAGGAUGUGAAACAUGUUAUUGUCUUCCAUGUGAUUUGGAAUGGUAA
Molecule: messenger RNA, 243 nt
Organism: Rotaria sp. Silwood1
Lineage: Eukaryota; Metazoa; Rotifera; Eurotatoria; Philodinida; Philodinidae
Source: the annotation of a GenBank genome assembly